Molecule: messenger RNA, 4322 nt
Organism: Bacillus rossius redtenbacheri
Lineage: Eukaryota; Metazoa; Arthropoda; Insecta; Phasmatodea; Bacillidae
Product: pancreatic lipase-related protein 2-like
Exons: 7
Coding region: 154-1143 (329 amino acids)
Biological process (GO): lipid catabolic process
Molecular function (GO): lipase activity
Source: RefSeq, a predicted model, not a curated record
GGACGGGAGGGCGUGUUCCGUCGUCGCGCGCAGUUCGGUCCUCGCGUGCGAGCAGGUGAAAGCCCGUCACGGGAAGCCAAGUGGAUCAGGGAGGUGGAGGGGAGAGAUCAAUAGGGCGACGCGCGCGGCUCUGCGUGAAGUCGCGGUCCCGCCAUGUUGCCGGACUGGAGGCUGCUGCUGCUGCCGCCGCUGCUGCUGCUGUCUGCCGCGGCGACAUCUGGCGAGGACGCAGAACACUACCCAGGCAUCGGACCCUGCAACUCCAUGUACCACCGGCCCUGCGUCGCCCCCAACAUUCGCUUCUUCCUGUACACCAGAUCCAGCCCAGAAGAAGGCGAGGAGGUAGCGGUGGACCCUGAAGGCAACUUGAAGGGCAACUCCUCCUUGGAUCCGCGCCACCCCACCAAGAUCGUCAUACACGGCUACAACUCCAACAAGGACCUGUCGUACCUCGUGGACAUCAGGAAGGGCUACCUGGAGAGCGCGCCGCACAACAUGCUGGCGGCGGACUGGUCGGCCUUCAGCAACGGGCCGUGGUACUGCUACCCGGCGGCGGCGGAGAACGCCGGCCAGGCGGCGCGCUGCGUGGCGCAGCUGGUGCUGGCCCUGGCGCGCUCCGGAGCCGGCGACACGCACCUGGUCGGCUUCAGCGUGGGCGCUCAUGUGGCCGGCAUGACUGCCAACCACCUGGGCGACCUGCGGCUGGAGCGCAUCACCGGCCUGGACCCGGCGAUGCCCUUGUUCGCGACGCGCGGCCCCGAGGAGCGCCUGGACUCCGGAGACGCGCUCUUCGUGGACGUGGUGCACACCAACGCGCUCGUGCAGGGCAUGGUGCAGCAAUGCGGCCAUGUCGACUUCUACGUGAACGGCGGCCUGCUGCAGCCGGGCUGUGGCUCCGUGCUCAACUCGAUGGCCUGCAGCCACCACCGGGCACCCGCCUACUUCGCGGAGUCCAUCACCAGCGACGAGGGCUUCUGGGGCUGGCGCUGCCCCGGCCUGCUCCACUACGCCCUGGGGCUGUGCGCGCCCAAGCUACCGGCCGCCGUCGUGGGAGCCAACGCCACGACGGCCAGGCGGGGGUUCCACGUGGUGAGGACAGCCUCGCAGGCGCCCUACGCCCUGGGCGAGUGGUGGACCUCCUAGCGAGCGGCGAGGUCCUGCGGCUCCCAGGCUGUCGUCCUCCGAGUCCUGCUGCCGGCCUGGGUGGUCCUCGCCCGCCGCCUGGCACGAUGACAGCCUCGCAGGCGCCCUACGCCCUGGGCGAGUGGUGGACCUCCUAGCGAGCGGCGAGGUCCUGCGGCUCCCAGGCUGUCCUCCUCCGAGUCCUGCUGCCGGCCUGGGUGGUCCUCGCCCGCCGCCUGGCACGAUGACAGCCUCGCAGGCGCCCUACGCCCUGGGCGAGUGGUGGACCUCCUAGCGAGCGGCGAGGUCCUGCGGCUCCCAGGCUGUCGUCCUCCGAGUCCUGCUGCCGGCCUGGGUGGUCCUCGCCCGCCGCCUGGCGCGAUGACAGCCUCGCAGGCGCCCUACGCCCUGGGCGAGUGGUGGACCUCCUAGCGAGCGGCGAGGUCUUGCGGCUCCCAGGCUGUCGUCCUCCGAGUCCUGCUGCCGGCCUGGGUGGUCCUCGCCCGCCGCCUGGCGCGAUGACAGCCUCGCAGGCGCCCUACGCCCUGGGCGAGUGGUGGACCUCCUAGCGAGCGGCGAGGUCCUGCGGCUCCCAGGCUGUCCUCCUCCGAGUCCAGCUGCCGGCCUGGGUGGUCCUCGCCCGCCGCCUGGCGCGAUGACAGCCUCGCAGGCGCCCUACGCCCUGGGCGAGUGGUGGACCUCCUAGCGAGCGGCGAGGUCCUGCGGCUCCCAGGCUGUCCUCCUCCGAGUCCAGCUGCCGGCCUGGGUGGUCCUCGCCCGCCGCCUGGCGCGAUGACAGCCUCGCAGGCGCCCUACGCCCUGGGCGAGUGGUGGACCUCCUAGCGAGCGGCGAGGUCCUGCGGCUCCCAUGCUGUCGUCCUGCUGCCGGCCUGGGUGGUCCUCGCCCGCCGCCUGGCGCGAUGACAGCCUCGCAGGCGCCCUACGCCCUGGGCGAGUGGUGGACCUCCUAGCGAGCGGCGAGGUCCUGCGGCUCCCAGGCUGUCCUCCUCCGAGUCCUGCUGCCGGCCUGGCCAACCCUCCGGCGCGAUGACAGCCUCGCAGGCGCCCUACGCCCUGGGCGAGUGGUGGACCUCCUAGCGAGCGGCGAGGUCCUGCGGCUCCCAGGCUGUCGUCCUCCGAGUCCUGCUGCCGGCCUGGCCAACCCUCCGGCGCGAUGAAAGCCUCGGUUUCUUGUCAACUGUCACUGUUAAAAAAUGUUCAACCUUAGAUUUAAGAGGAACGCUGGAUACAAAUUAUCCAAUGAUUAGGGACCGGAAAAAUUCGCGGGUUCAGCGACUUGCAGGAUGAACGUUACAGUUCUACGUACACUCGGUCAAAUGUCACCCUCUCAUUGGCUGCUGUCUUGUGGACGUAGCGGCCUGUGAUCCGAUACAGCUUCGGUUGAGUGUUUCUCAUUAGCCCAGAGUCGUCCAGGUGAGUUGUGAGCCAAUAACAGAGGCAGCACUGAGGUUUAACUAUUUGAAUUUCAGGCUGUCGUGAAUUUAAUCCGAGAAUUUUUGCGUUCUCUACCGAUGAUCUUCGUUAAUUUACGGUUCGUCCUCGAAAAUUUACUGUACUGAAAUAACGCAUUUUUCAACAUGAAUCAACAAUGAUAAUCUUACUCCCCCGCCUAUAUUUACCCUGUUUACAACGAAACACUCGACUAUGGCGUAGUUCCCACGAAGAUUCAGUUAUAUGAUAUCACGAAUAACGCUUCGUUAAUAUAUAUAUUUAAUAUACUGUAAUAUCUAACAGUGUAGACAGCUGAAGGAUUACCGUUAUUUUGUGGCACUGGCCUAUGUUCCACACAACUAUGUAUCAAAUCAACAAAUGACUGUUUUUUUUCCCCCAUUCGUUGUCUAUUGCGGGGCCACGUAUUUCUAGCGGAAAAAAAUUUUUCAGGCCGGCUGUGUGUUAAAAUUUUAAAGCAUUGUCUGUGUUACGUGGAAGGCUGAGAUUAUUUAUGGUACAAACACUCAUUAGGGGCAAUGAUGUUUCGCCUGUGUCUAGUGAUUGGUUGAGUUUCUUUCAGGUGCGUGCCCACUGUAAUUCUGUGCGGAAGCAAACGCUGUUUAAAUUGCUUGGCCAAAUAAGGCAAUGGCUUCAAUCACAUGCAGUCCAGCUGGAAGGUAGAUUGUGACAGUAAUCAUUGGGCAAUAGACACACACUUAUUUGUAUACAACAGUGUGGAGUUCAUCCUAUAACCAUAACAUUUCAGGCGUCUACUUAUGAAUCAUACUUUGUGUUCGGCUCGAAUGUUAUACGUUAUGGAUGAAACAGUUGCCGCUUCUGACUUUGUCAUAAGUGCAUCGAGAACAAUUUUCCCUCGUGUUUACUAAAAUGAACUUCUAUCUAGUUAAUCACGCAAUUAUUACCUAUGUUCCAGUGUUGUUGCAUUAAUAUUUGGUUCAAUUUUACUGACUUAUAUUAAUGAGUUGAUAAGAAUCACAUUCUUUCGGCGCCAUUGACUGAAGUUGCUUGGCUUGUUUUUUUCUAACCUCGUUGAAAGAGAAGACUUCACCUACGUUUCGGUCGAAAUUGCAGUCACCAUCUUCAGGGUGGCAGUUGCCCACUGACUGUACCCUGAAAAUUGGAGUCUACAUUUUCUGCAAAAAAAAAAAAACCCUUCGGUGAAAUCUUCUACUUCAACGCGGCUAUAACCCACAAACCACUCAACUCUACAUAAAAAAGCUUUAUUUUCUUCGGGCACAUUUUACUUCUCAAAUAAAGAGAUAAAUUAUUAAAGUACAUAGAGAUGUAAGUUUAAAUAAUCCACUAAUUUUUUAUUAAUGUUAAACUAUUUAUUUGUGAAAUCUAUGAUACACAAAUAUUGCAUAAAAUUAUUGUUUCUUUGUAUAAUAAGAUGAUACAUUUCUAUUAACAAGUUUUAAAAGCAGUGAAGUUGGUAGGUCUGAACGUUAAAUACUGUACUGGGCCAUUCUUAUACAAGAGGAAACGCACUCAGAUGAUGUACUUAAAACCCCAACUGUGCUUAUUUUUCAAUAAGUAUUGCAAGUAUUUUGACAGAACUAAAUAAAAAUCAGAAUUGUUUUGUUUUAUUAAUGUAAAUAUUGUAAUUAUAUACAGGUUUGUACAUAAUAAAAGUUAUUGAAAAUUUCUGAGUAUUUUGUGCAAUGAAAUAUGUAUCAUGACUUGCUUUUAUUGCGAAAUAUUAAAACUUAAGAAUAAAUACAUUUUUU